Messenger RNA from Vicia villosa (hairy vetch), 2579 nucleotides. RefSeq lists its product as uncharacterized. The record is from RefSeq and is a predicted model, not a curated record. Gene Ontology annotation, biological process: endonucleolytic cleavage in ITS1 to separate SSU-rRNA from 5.8S rRNA and LSU-rRNA from tricistronic rRNA transcript (SSU-rRNA, 5.8S rRNA, LSU-rRNA). Gene Ontology annotation, cellular component: 90S preribosome; nucleolus. NCBI's taxonomy places the organism in Eukaryota, Viridiplantae, Streptophyta, Magnoliopsida, Fabales, Fabaceae. The coding region runs from base 303 to 2351 and encodes 682 amino acids. The transcript has 3 exons.
GUAGUAGUUUCAGUUAGGCCUUUAGAAAAGUAAUUUAGCCCAAACCCGGUAACCUAACUCGGCGGCUUCUCUCGGACAUGCUAUAGCUUUGCUGCCGGCGGCUUCUCUCUCAACUGACGGAUCCUAGUUUUCUCGCCAGAGACGGUUGCUUUCAAUCGCUUAUUCAAUCACAUCUCGCCGGAGACGGUUGCUUUCAAUCACUUAUUCAAUUAUAUCUCAUUCUCGACUCUUCAGGAACAGGGAAUUUGCAUUUCAGUGGAUAUAGUUGUAGCAGUUUGUGUUGACUGUGUAAAGAAAUUUUCAUGGACCUUUUUGGUGGCAGUGAUUCCGAAAAUGAAGAUAUCUCGAAAAUCGAGAUAAACCAGGAUUAUGCUCGUAGGUUUGAGCAUAACAAGAGGCGGGAGGAUCUCCAUCGUUUUGAGGAAUUAAAAAAGAAGGGUGUUAUUGAUUCGGAAGAUGAUGAGUCGGAGUCGGAAUCAUCUGAUGAUGAUAUUGGGAAAAGUUUUGAUUCUAGGAGUGAUACGAAAUUCUUUGACGCUUUGAUUAAGGUGCAGAGGAAGGAUCCUGUUCUUAAGGAAAAAGAUGUUAAGCUUUUUGAAUCGGAUCAUAGUAGUGAAGACGAAGGUGAUGAUGACAAGAGUGAACCGAAAGAUAAGGGGAAAAAGAAAAUGUAUUUGAAGGAUGUGGUGGCAAAGCAUUUGAUUGAGGAGGGGGCGGAUUUUGGCGAUGAAGAGGAAGAGAAAGGUGUAUCAAAGACUAGUAAGGGUUUUGUGAAUAGGGAUGGGAAGAAGAGUUAUGUUGAUGAGCAAGAGGAGUUGAAAAGGGCUUUUCUUGAAGCAGUAGAAAAGGAUGGUUUAGAAGAUGGGGAAGGGGAGUUUUUCAAAUCCAAGGAGAAGGGAGGUGAAGACCAAGUAGAGAGUGAAGACGAGGAACUUGUUGAGAAACUGGAUGAAUAUUUCGGUAGAGAUGCUGAAGCAAAUGCAAAUUCUAAAUUUCUAAAAGACUAUUUCAAGAAUCAAAUGUGGAUAGACAAGAAUGUGGAGAAUUUGAAUGUCGGAGAGGAGGAUUUUCAAGAUAUUUCGGAGGAUGAGAUAGAAAUUGAGAGGCAGGAAGAGUAUGAGCAUAGAUUUCAGGAAAAUCCGGGAGAUAGAGUGUUGGGUCAUGCUCGGAAGGUGGAGGGGUCAGUGAGGAAAAAGACAAACACAAGGAAAGAGCAGAGAAAGAGCAAAGAGGAGAGAAUGUCAAUAGCACAAAAGGAAAGGGAGGAGGAGUUGAAACAUUUAAAGAAUGUCAAGAAGCAGGAGAUACGGGAGAAGGUCAACAAGAUCAUGAAAACUGCUGGGAUUGAUGAUGAGGAUGUUAUCCCUUUGUCUGCUGCAGAAUUAGAAGAGGAGUUUGACCCCGAGGAGUAUGAUAGAAUGAUGAAGAAAGCAUUUGAUGAUAAGUAUUAUAAUGCAGAGGAUGCUGACCCUGAAUUUUGUAGUGAGGACGAAGAGGACAUGGAGAAGCCGGAUUUUGAAAAAGAGGAUGAAUUACUUGGGCUUCCUAAAGGCUGGGAUGAAUCUGGAUCUGAUGGUGGGUUUUUGGCUGCAAGAGAAAAAGCUUUGAAAGAAAAGACUGAGAUUACCAGUGAUGAUGAUGAUGAUGAUGAUGAUGAUGAUGAUGAUGAUGAUGAUGAUGAUGAUGAUGAUGAUGAUGUCGUCGAAGGUGAAAAUGAAAAAGAGGAAAUUCCUGACGAAGGUAGUAGUCGGAAGAGGAAGCGUAAAAUAGCACUUUUGGAGAAAGCUAGGCAGGCAAUGAUGGAGGAGUACUAUAAACUAGAUUACGAGGACACAAUUGGGGACCUAAAAACAAGAUUCAAGUAUGCCAAAACAAAGCCCAACAAAUUCGGCAUUGGUUCCUCUGAGAUACUAUUGAUGGAUGACAAGGAAUUGAAUCAAUAUAUUUCCUUGAAAAAACUUGCUCCUUACCAGGAGGAGGAAUGGAAGCUUGGCAAAAAAAAAAAAUACAUGCUGAAGAUGAGGGCUAAGGAGAUCCUUCGUGCAGCAAGUAUGGGUAAGAAGAAAAAUAAGAAGUCAAAGGUUAAUUCUAGCAAGAUAACUUCAUCAAGCAAUGUUGUGGAGAAUGAAAAAGCAAACACAACAAGUUUGGGUAAGAAGAAGAAUAAGAAGUCAAAGGUUGAUUCUGACAAGAUAACUUCAUCAAGCAAUGCAGCAAACAAUGUUGUGGAGGAUGAAAAAGCAAACACAGAAGAAUCAAAAUCAAAAUCAAGGAAAGCCAAGAGAAGGGAAAACAUGGCUGAUUUGAAGUUAUCACAGUCAAGGCUUAAAGCAUAUGGAAAGACAUCCUGAAAAUCUAAGCGUGGUGGCAAGUAGAAGUCGAUGGUUUGAGCAGUGUUCCUAUACUCUUAUAGAAGAUUGGAAGUUUGGACAUUCCAAGGGACAAUGUUCUAGCCCAAGUUUUGUGUGUGGAGAAGUUUUUGUCUUUCUAGUUUUCUCCAUUAAAUGUACUUUAUGUAUGGAAUUCUCAGUUAUAGUCAAACUGUGUCUUUGAGGUCAGCAAUUCAUUUUUAACAAAAA